Molecule: messenger RNA, 1800 nt
Organism: Balaenoptera ricei (Rice's whale)
Lineage: Eukaryota; Metazoa; Chordata; Mammalia; Artiodactyla; Balaenopteridae
Gene: FTCDNL1
Product: formiminotransferase cyclodeaminase N-terminal like
Exons: 6
Coding region: 228-1214 (328 amino acids)
Molecular function (GO): folic acid binding; transferase activity
Source: RefSeq, a predicted model, not a curated record
CGCUGAUACCCCUGGUGGAGUCUCCCGGGGCCCUCAGCGAGUCCCUCGGGUUACCUUUCGGCCCACGUGGCUCUGGGCCACUGCACACCAGAACCUGGGCGGGACCGCGCAGGGGGUCCCAGCGACGGUGUCUGCCCCAGACCUCGCACUACGGCCUCCUCGGCGAGCCUCUGCCGCCCUAAAAGUGCCGACGGUGGUGCGUGCGCAGGACACAGACGAAAAUUACCAUGUCUUCUUCCAGACUGGGGCUCCGUUUGGCUGUCUGUUUAUUAAACAUUUCAGAAGCCAGAAGAAAAUACAUUGUUGAGAACGUAGCGAAAGCAGCUCUUCUUGAAAAAAAUGGGCAGAAACAUCCUGAGGUAUCAGUGCUCAACAUAUUUUCUGAUCAAGAGUACAACAGAUCAGUCAUUACAAUAGCAGCUUCUGUUGCUGAGUUAGGCAAUUCCAUUCUGGCUGCCUGCCUGGAGGCCUUCCAGUCAAUUGAUAUGGAGGUUCAAGAGGGGAUCCAUCCUUGCCUGGGAGCAGUGGACCUGAUUCCCAUUUACCCUCUCUCUGGUAUUGGAGUGGAAGAGUGUGGAGCUGUGGCCAGAAGCCUUGCUGAGAAUCUGGUCCAGGGUGUUCCUGGCUGCAGUGUGUUUCUCUUUGGUGAGGCUGACCUGCCUGAGAAGCGCACUCUUGUCCAGAGAAGGAAACAACUGGGCUGGUUCACAAGGAGGGAUUUCAGUGCUCUUAAACCUGACCUGGGAGUUGCACCUGCCCGAAGAUGUGGUUUAACAGGCAUCGGCGCUAGCCCAUAUGUGAUGAACUGCAAUGUUACCAUAGAUUCUCAAGACUUGGCUCUGGGAAAAGAGAUCGCUAGCGCCAUUCGGGGCUCAAAUGUGAAUGGAUUGAAGGGCGUCCAAACGAUGGCUUUUCCUCACGAAGGGAAAAUUGAGAUAGCUUGCAAUGUAGAGAGUUUUGAAGAUCAAGAAGUUACAGAAACCUCAGAAGGCUCUCAAUACAUGGCUUACAGUGUCCUUGGGGACCAUUUUUAUUAUGUAUCUCCUCAUUACAUAGAAGCUCAAGUUAAAAAAUUGGCAAGUGAUCGGGGAAUUGGUACUACAGGGAGAGCAUUAAUUGGAUUUACACCCCAAGAGUGCAAGAACUGUGCUGAAUAUGCUAUUAAGGAAGGUAUCGGGGAGUUCUGGAAGAUACGCAGAGGCAUUUUCAUGUGAUCCAAUCUAAGGCUUCAUUGAAAUUGUAAGGAAAAAGUAUCAGCCAUUACAGAGUUUUCUUUUGGCCAGUGAAGACGAGUGGAAGAUCCAAGAGCUUGGUUCCAGCUGUGAAUUGGAAAACUGGAAGCAUUCUCUGUCCAGUGACAACAACAGAUGUUUAUAGAUUGUCCAUAAUCGCCUUAUGAUAUUUCUAGUCGUCAUUAAAACUUCGUGAAAUCCUCUUCUGUAUCAAGUUCAUGCACUUGCAUGUACUAGAAGCCCUCCUGAAUCAGCUGGGUAAAAUGGCCAUCGUUGCCAAAUCGUCUUUAAUUAUCAUGAAAUAAACUAAAAAACGGACUCAAUUUAUUUGGUUUUCCUGACCUCUCUAUUCCAGAGUCCUGUAUUCAACUCUCAUUUUUUAAGUAAUCAUUUUUUUAAUGUGCACUUUUAAAAAUCAAGUACUAAGUAACUAAAAAAUGGGGAGAAUUAUAAAAUAAAAUUACUCUUUCGAAGCAUGAUUGUUCUUUUCUGCCUUGUUUGGGAUGACCCACUGUUCGUUCUGGAGAUAACUCCAAAAAGCCAGAUUUGUCUAAUUUUUUUAUGUUUA